Messenger RNA from Xyrichtys novacula (pearly razorfish), 1376 nucleotides. The record is from the annotation of a GenBank genome assembly. Lineage: Eukaryota; Metazoa; Chordata; Actinopteri; Labriformes; Labridae.
AUGGCUGAAGAAAAGAAGACAGGCGCGCUGGGUUUCUUCUCGAGCUACGACGAUCUCAGCGACAGCAGCAACGACUCUGAGGAGGAGGGGGGACAGGAUAGACCGGGGACAGGAGCUGCAGGGAGCGGGGCUCAGUCCUCUCUACAAGGGACCAAACGAGGGGCCACUGGAGCCCCUUUACCGAGACCUGACGCCCUGUUCGGGUCCGUGUCCAAACCCGCUUUCCUCUAUAACCCGCUGAAUAAGGAGAUAGACUGGGACAGCCUGACGGUCAAAGCUCCAGAAGAGGUAAGAUACAAAGUAGACUAAGGAAAAAGACACAAGCAGAAAGCAACAUUACUGCUUAAACAUUUCACUCUGCCAGUCUCGAGUAGAUUACAUUAUAAUUCAAUGUGCCCACUUUUCCAGCAGCCGCCUGUUUGUACGGAGACCUCCGGGCGAGUCCAUCGACUGCAGUGGGGUGACGCAGAUUGUGAAAUAUCUAAAUAACUUUCUAGGCUACUUGCAAAUAAAGUUCAUAAUGAAAACUGGCAGUCUACACAGAAAAUCCUCAAUCCCAAUCCCCUGUCUCUAAUCCUUUAAAAGCAUUAUUUACUCGUGUCCAGUCAGUCUCUUCCUUGGGCUGUGUCACCCCGCUGUAAUCCGUAAUGGAUUGGCCUGAGUUCUUGCUACAAACAAGUGGCUGCAACUCACCUACACAACUCACCUACUCUCUUCCAGCAGCCGCUUGUUUGUACGGAGACCUCAGGCCGAGUCCAUCGACUGCAGCGGGGUGACGCAGCUCAAGGAACAACAUUUAUAAUUAUUACCUAAUGGAAAUGCAAUCAGACCGAGACGCUAAGGCAGAAGAACUACUGCGUCUGCAGUGCAAAAUGAUUAAUUUGAUAACUAUUACUUAAUGGAAAUGAUAAAGUAGUGAUCAUAAAUGUUCUUCCUUGAGCUGCGUCACCCCGCUGCAGUUGUGUUUAGUCUCUUUGCUAAAGAAAUCAGGCAAAGUUAAAAAGAUGUUUGGUGGCUACUGUUGAUGAAGUUAGGUGCUGUUCUGAGCAUUAUUUGUAGCUAUAGAGUAGCGUUUUGGUUGAAUGCGUGGCUCUCUGUAUUGCUAUCCUGUGGUCGUUACUAAAGUUGGUAUAACUAGAGAAGCAAGCGGUCGGCAACAUUCAUCUCUCAACAGGGUGUCUAACUCCGUGUUACAGUGUGUUUGACCCUAACUUAAUUUUACCUUGGAUAUCCCUUUAACAUGUUAAUUCUCACCUGUGGUUCGAAUUUAAUGUAAGGAAAGGAGUCGUAGCAUUUAUGUCACUUCUGCAUAUUCCAAAAACACCAGGCAGGUUUGCUCCCAGUUUAACAUUUUAAUUUGUUUAAGGUCCAAAUAA